Scatophagus argus is the source of this 2195-nucleotide messenger RNA. It is a transcript of the gene kctd12.1, whose product is annotated as potassium channel tetramerisation domain containing 12.1. The record is from RefSeq and is a predicted model, not a curated record. Lineage: Eukaryota; Metazoa; Chordata; Actinopteri; Scatophagidae. Gene Ontology annotation, biological process: protein homooligomerization; regulation of G protein-coupled receptor signaling pathway. Bases 162 to 1028 code for a protein of 288 amino acids. The transcript has a single exon. Gene Ontology annotation, molecular function: protein binding. Gene Ontology annotation, cellular component: postsynaptic membrane; presynaptic membrane.
AUAUUUUUGGCAAGGUAGUCAUUAAAUGUCAAUUUAACUCGCCUUUCCGUCGCGCACGCGCACUCGCGCACGUGGUAAGCCCAGGCUUCAUAAACAAGCCGCUGCCACUUUGUUGUUCAGUGUUUCCUCUGAUCCCAAACCAGUGCAGCGGCUCAGUAAAGAUGGCACUGGCCGACACAGAGCGCGGAGUGUCUAGCUGCGGCGACUCGAGCUCCCCGUUUUCAGAGAUUAUUGAGUUGAAUGUCGGCGGGCAGGUUUAUGUUACCAGACAUAAAACUCUCAUCGCCGUCCCUGAUUCGCUGCUGUGGAACAUGUUCAGCAAAAAGUCCCCAAGGGAGUUGGCGAGAGACAGCAAGGGGCGCUUCUUCUUGGACAGGGACGGGUUCUUGUUCCGCUACAUCCUAGAUUAUCUCAGAGACCUGAACUUGGUCCUUCCGGACUACUUCCCCGAGAAAAGUCGACUGCAGAGGGAGGCUGACUUUUUCCAGCUGCGGGAUCUUGCCAAACGCCUCAGCCCCCGGGUGAGCAAGGAAAAUUCAAUCAGUGAGGAGAUCAGCCAGAGUGACACGGAGGAAGGUGCGCAGCAGUGCGGCUCCUCCGGCGGCACGGAGACUUUACGCACCAUGUCAGUCAGCGGGGCCAUGCGCUCCCCAUCACUGGACUCCAGAAAGUCGGGCUAUAUCACGAUAGGAUACCGCGGCUCGUACACCAUUGGCAGAGACAUCCAAACCGACGCCAAAUUCAGGAGAGUGGCGCGCAUCACGGUUUGCGGGAAGACGUCUCUGGCCAAAGAGGUGUUUGGGGAAACACUGAAUGAGAGCAGAGACCCGGACAGGCCCCCGGAGAGAUACACAUCCCGGUACUAUCUGAAGUAUAAUUUUCUAGAGCAGGCAUUUGACAAGCUGACAGAGGCGGGCUUUCACAUGGUGGCCUGCAGCUCCACAGGCACCUGCGCCUACACCAGCAAUGACCCCAACGAGGACAAAAUUUGGACAAGCUACACUGAAUAUGUCUUCUGUCGGGAAUAACAAACAGUAAACAUGUUGAUGUAAAAUAGACAUUCCACAGUCUAGAGGAUUCCUUUACAAAGUAUUGCAUUUGCUGUUUUUUAAUGGUAACAUUUGUCAAAGGAGAGCGACUCCAAAAAUAUCGCUCCAUUAUUCCAAGAAUAGUGAAACAGAGACAUGAAAAUGAUCCUGAGUAGACUGAAAGACCAACAAGUGUUAAAGUUUGUCAAGAGAAUAUUAUGAAAUCUGGACGUUCAAGGUGAGCGGAGCAUCACCUGAUUUGACACACCCAUCCAAAGCCCCACUGUGUGGAAAACACCAACAAAACGCCAACGUCUCCAUCUCAUGGAACUGCAUGUCAGUGUUUCAGUCACAUCUGACUCAGUGCUGUGUGAAUUGAAUGGGAUCCAAGAACAGUCAAGCAGCAGUUAGUAUUCAGUGUCAAUGUAACUUCUAGGCCUGCCUGAUCACAUGUGUGAAUACAAGUUUUGUAUUAUCUCAUAGGUUCUACUGCCAUGAUUGUAAGUGUAUGUGCUUGCUUGGUAGAGUUGUAUUUGUUUAACCUGUUCAGAUGAAAUAAAAUCUGUCUGCUAGUCUUAGCCCUUUGCCAAUCAUCCUGUCUUCUUUAACAUCUGUGCAGAGAGAACAGAACAACAAAAUGCUGGCAUUCAUCUGCCCCCAGCCUUUUAAACUUUACUCAGUGGGGAAUCAAAGCGUUAGCCUCAAAGAGAGAUGCCCUACACACAAACCUCAGUUGCCAGCUCGACAAAAUCUGUCACACUGUUUUAACUCAGAAGGAGCUACUCGAAAGUGAAAUGUAAGAAAUGUAAUGUGUCUGUACGUCUCACUGUGUUUGUGACUGACUUACAAAAUCUUGACCAUGAACUUUCCUUGGCUCUGACUUAGCCUAUCACUCCUGCAAGCUGUCACUUCAAAGCAUGAUGUUUAUUGUCAAUGGAGCUUUGCCCUGUUAUUAAAGCACACGAGCAAAAAACGUCUCCAUCUGAAUGUAGUUAGCAUAUAAAUAUUGCAAGAGAAUCUGUUUCCACCUAUCUAUUUUGUCACACAAAUUCAGCUGCAUGCCUUGUGGAUGCAAAUAGUGCAGCUGUGCACACAUGAUGCCAUUAUCAUUCAAGUGUAAAUAAUGAAAAGGUCCAGCUGCACACAAAUAGGAGGGUCCAGUCUGCC